AUGUUCUUCUCCGGACUUGUUGUGGCUUCCCUGGCCCUUUGGGGUAAAGGGGUGGAUGCUGCUUUCGGUCUUACUACUAACACUGAUACUUACGUUGUUGAUGCUGGGUCUAGUAACCCGCUCAAGUUUACGGUUGAUCGGACGAACUGCGAUAUUACUUCGAUCAAUUACUAUGGAUCUGAGUUGCAGUAUCAGUCGACAGGAUCGCAUAUUGGCUCGGGAUUGGGUAGUGCGACUGUCACUGCCACGCAGAGCGGCGACUAUAUCAAGAUUACCUGCACGACAAGCACGUUGACACACUAUUAUGUCGCACACAGCGGUGACCCUAUCAUCUACAUGGCGACUUAUACCACCGCCGAACCCUCGGUCGGCGAACUUCGCUACAUCGCCCGUCUCAACGCAGACCUUCUCCCGAACGAAGAACCCUUCGGAACAGUCUCCAACAUCGACGGCGGCACUGCCAUCGAGGGAUCAGAUGUUUAUCUAGUUGGCUCCGAGACCCGCAGCAAGUUCUACUCCAGCGAGCGAUUCAUCGAUGAUCAGCGACACUGUGAGCACACCCACCCCCUGAAAUUCUUCGCAACUACUGACAACGACAGGCGUGUCUGGAUCUGCCCACCGAGUCUGCAUGAUCCUCAAUCAAUACGAGACAUCCGCAGGAGGACCCUUCCACCGGUACACCACUCCCUCUUGGUAUCAACGGAAAUCAUUGCCAAAGCUAACAUCACCAGUGACAUCAACACCAACAACGUCGGCAGCUACACCGGUCUAUACUGGUACAUGAACUCGGGCCACGUCCAGACCGAGUCAUACCGCCAGGGCCUGCACGGUCCAUACCUGAUGUAUUUCAGUCGCAGCGGGACUCCAAGCACGGACAUCGAUACCUCUUUCUUCGCGGACCUCGGUAUUACGGGAUACGUCGCGACGUCUGGACGUGGAUAUGUCUCCGGUACAGCGUCCGGCGCGGAUUCCUCGCUGGAUUGGGUUGUUCAUUGGUAUAAUGACGCCGCGCAAUACUGGACCUAUACUUCCUCCAGCGGAAGCUUCACUUCCCCGGCCAUGAAACCGGGCACAUACACUAUGGUCUACUACCAGGGCGAGUACGUCGUAGCCACGAGCUCGGUAACCGUCACCGCAGGAUCAACGACAACCAAGAAUAUCUCCGGCUCCGUGAAAACAGGAACAACACUCUUCAAAAUUGGCGAAUGGGACGGACAACCAACAGGCUUCCUAAACGCCGCCUCCCAACUCCGCAUGCACCCCUCAGACUCCCGCAUGUCCUCCUGGACCUCCACCUCGACAUACACAGUCGGCAGCUCCAGCGCAUCAUCCUUCCCAAUGGCGAUCUUCAAAUCCGUCAACUCACCCAUAACAAUAAAAUUCACCGCAACGUCCUCGCAAACCGGCGCCGCAACGCUGCGCAUCGGCACGACGCUUUCGUUCGCGGGUGGCCGGCCGCAGGUCACGGUUAAUAGUUAUACGGGGAGUGCGCCGAGUGCGCCGACGAAUUUGGAUUCGAGAGGUGUGACCAGGGGUGCGUAUAGGGGGCUUGGGGAGGUUUAUGAUGUCAGUUUGCCGAGUGGGACUAUUGUUGCUGGAACUAAUACGAUUACUAUUUCGGUCAUUUCGGGGAGUUCGGGGGAUGAGUAUCUUAGUCCGAACUUUAUCUUCGAUUGCGUGGAGCUAUUCCAGUAG
Molecule: messenger RNA, 1695 nt
Organism: Penicillium cataractarum
Lineage: Eukaryota; Fungi; Ascomycota; Eurotiomycetes; Eurotiales; Aspergillaceae
Gene: rglA
Product: putative rhamnogalacturonase B
Exons: 7
Coding region: 1-1695 (564 amino acids)
Biological process (GO): pectin catabolic process
Molecular function (GO): carbon-oxygen lyase activity, acting on polysaccharides; carbohydrate binding
Source: RefSeq, a predicted model, not a curated record